Messenger RNA from Suillus paluster, 2809 nucleotides. RefSeq names its product nitrogen permease regulator of amino acid transport activity 3-domain-containing protein. NCBI's taxonomy places the organism in Eukaryota, Fungi, Basidiomycota, Agaricomycetes, Boletales, Suillaceae. The record is from RefSeq and is a predicted model, not a curated record. The transcript is spliced from 5 exons. Gene Ontology annotation, biological process: positive regulation of autophagy; TORC1 signaling; negative regulation of TORC1 signaling. The coding region runs from base 82 to 2316 and encodes 744 amino acids. Gene Ontology annotation, cellular component: GATOR1 complex.
GGUAAGGCUACGUAGUGGCUGCAAAUGAGAUCCUUACAGUCAGCUUAGCUGCUUUUAUAGCACCUCAUAAUCUUUGGUCGCAUGGCUGAAACGCUCCUGGCAAUUUUGCUCGUGACCUCGUCAGCCAAGGGGCCAAACGUUGUCUAUCGGUGGCCACCGUCUGUGGAGAGUACUAGUAGACCCAGACUCUCCCGUCCGCGUCCACCUCUUGAUGCUCUCGAGUUAGAUAACCCUUGGCGUGCAGCACAUUACUCAGAUAAUCCAAAUGGCUUGCCCGAAACUCACAUGCAGGGUACCGUAGAUGAAAUAGAUGACUACACUUGGAGGAGACCCACUGAGAGUCGCGACAGAUCCAUGUCUUUCUCGCGUUCCACUCUCCCGGCAUCAGGCCGCGACUCUCCUUGCAACGAAGAGCGAAGAGAAUUCGACCCCGUCGCGAACGAAUACCAAUAUUUGUUCAACUACACUGCCCAAUUCCUGGCUGGAAUGCUAUGUCCUCAGAGACAUCUGUGCCACCAGAAGUUUGGGCUUGUCAUUGAUAAUCUCGUCUUCAUUGGGCACCCUGUCUUCGCGGAACCCGAUGGCAUGUGGCGCUUCAAGCCAGAGAGAUACAAACCUGGGUCACGAGGUCGGGGGUCUCGACAUCGGGAAUCCAGUUUACCAGAAAAAGAUAGCUUUGAAGUCUCUCUGGGUGGAGAUAUACGCUCUACCACGACGGCCAAAAGCUCCUGGUUGCACAUGUUUCAUAUUGUGCUUGUGCUCGACCUACCAGACCCGUCAUCAUCAGCCUCGGGCAAUAUUGCGAGGUAUUUCGACACGAUCUACGAGCAAAUUGCGUUCACAGUCACUGCUGUGCUCUUUCAAGAACAAGUCCUGUCGAACUUUGUAGAAAUGGAGUGCGAUGCCAUUGGUUCGCUUGAAACCGAGUAUAUGGUAAAAGGAGAGCGUUUCUCUGACUUUGCAUCGCACGCACAACGAGUGUCAUCCAUUGCGACUGCAAUGAAAAUUCUCUAUGACGCUAUCAAGUCAUCUAACAUGGCCCAUAUCACUCUCAACGAUCUCCCCCUUGAACUGCAGCUCCCGCCUUAUCUGGAUCACUUACUGCACAGCGAAGAGGAAUUUGAACCUGAAUUCAUAGGUCGUCUUGAGAAUCAAACCGAUUCUCAGCUGUGGGGCCGCGAGCUCGGCUUUGGAUGGCGUCUGCCAGCCCUUGUGCCUUGGAAGAGCUUACUGCUUCUUGAUACUGACCAGGAACUGGAUCCGUACGUGAACUUGAGAGGGUCACACGUGCACGCCGACGAGAGAAGCUUGGCGGAGGGCCUGAUCAAGUUUCUUGAAACCGUUUCUGUCACAUUAUCACUUGCAGACAUGGCAAGUUUGCUUGACUGGGACCUACAUUCCCAGAUAUACCCCACUGUCCGUUGGCUGGUCCAUCAUCGACGAGCCAAGAUUGUUGACACAGUCCACAAUGGAUUGAAGACCAUCUUUUCGCUUGCUCCUAAGCUUGACAAACCGCUUUCCGUCCUUGCUACUGAAUUCAAACGUGAUUUCCCACAGCCAUCCAUUCCACCACUCCCUACGCUCAUGGCUACGAUCUCCAACUCCAACUCCAAGCAAGCAGAUAACCACUUUUUUGCAACGGUCGUGCAGUCCAAGGAUCUCAUAUCUCUAUAUCACGAAGUCGUGCUUUGGAUGUUGAAACGCGACCUCCUUAUCACACUGCAUCUGCACGUGCGCGUGGUGACGACUGCUGAGCUCAAAGUUAGCGUCCGACAAGCGCACGAACGGAAGUUGGAGCAACGGGCUAGUAACCAUCUCAGCGAGCGCCGGAGAAGCAGCCGCAGGGGCGACCAUGGCGCGGGUGAUGCACACGAGCAUCCACGAGGAAGCAUGCCUUGGUUGUCACUUUCGCCCAAGGCUACUAGGCGAUACUCGAGACGGUCUAUGGAUUCGGGGCAGAGCAAGCCAAGCGAUGCAUCAGGGUCGAUCCUGCUUGAGGAUCCUGAAGACGUCUUCGAGGAAAUAUCUGACGAAGAUUCAGGAGAGGAGAAUAUUGGUUGGGGAUCGUCUGAGGACACCCUUGAGCCUUCGAUGAUUAGCGAUCCUGGAACAGCGAGCCCGUUGGAGCGCAAGUGGUUAGCAGCCAUGUCGGAGGGAAAGGAUGAAUAUAUUGCACGACGAUUUGCACUAAUUAACCAGUACUUUGACGGUAAGCGAACGGACGACGAGAUCCUCUACACAGCAGAAAUAUCGCGCAAGCAGCUUCGAGAGGUGCUGCAUCAUUAUGAAGAAUACGUGGGUUACACAUUACGUUGAUUGCCCCACACUGAUGUGUUGCAUAGCUACAAACUUUCUUGCAUCCCGCAUGACCAUAUUGCGCGCGCCCCAUGACCUUCGUGCCACCGUAUCUGUCAAAUUCAGUGAUAUCAUCGAAGGUCGUGCUUACACAUAGUCCUUGUGGAGUAGUGGUGCUAGUCAUGUGAUAGAUCAUAGAAGGCAGAAGAGAACGAAGCUUGAAGCCAUCAGGGUUUCCUAAACCCACAAACUAUUAUGCAGAUGGUGUCGGACGCGGUAUACUUAUAUCUCUUCCUGAUCUAUGGAGGAGAGAGUUAUAGCGGUGUCGGCGGAGGGUUCGAACCAGACCCACCAACGUGUGCACGCGUCUCUUCUUGGAAUAAUGUGAGAAGAUUGAUAAAACAUCAUAACCUCUGCAGCAGUAAGCGCCAUUCCCGACUGUACAGUAGCAGCACGGUGCUAAACUCAAUUUCCUAUUUUCAACGCGUGAGAAGUUUCGACGGAAGUUCCAGUG